AUGGAAGAAGAUAAUAUCAUUAUUGAGGAACAAGAUAGACCAUUUGAAGAAGAACUGAUUCGUAAUCCUCAUAAUGUGAAAUCUUGGCUAAGAUAUAUAAAUAUGAAGACGAGAUCACCACCGAAAGUAGUUUAUAUGCUGUAUGAACGAGCUGUAAAACAAUUACCUGGAAGUUACAAAUUAUGGUAUCGUUAUCUACGUUUACGACGUAUACAUUCACGUUCUCUCUGCCCUGGUAGUAUUCUACAUGAAGAGACAAAUAAUGCUCAUGAAAGAGCACUUGUUACAAUGCAUAAGAUGCCUCGUAUAUGGACAGAUUAUUUAUUGUUUUUAAUGUCACAAGGAUAUAUUACUCGAACCCGACAUGCUUUUGAUAGAGCAUUGAAAGCUUUACCAAUUACACAACAUGAUAGAAUAUGGAAUUUAUACUUACGAUUUGCUGAUAGACAUGGUCAUCAAAUUAAUGAGACAUGUGUACGAAUCUAUCGACGAUAUAUAAAGUUUGCUCCAGAUGAUAUGGAACGUUUUGUUAAUUUUCUUAUUCAACAUGGUAAUGCUAAUGAAGGUGCAGUUGUCUUAUCUGAGAUAAUUAAUGAUGAUACAUUUAUGAGUCGUGAAGGCAAAUCAAAAUUUCAAUUAUGGAAUCAAUUAUGUAAUCUAUUAGUUAAAAAUCCAUUAAAGAUUACAUCAUUAAAAGCAGAUCCUAUUAUACGUCAAGGUAUUCAUCGUUAUACUGAUCAAGUAGGUGUUUUAUGGAAUUCAUUAGCUGAUUAUCAUAUACGUUGUGGAAAUCUUGCACGAGCUAGAGAUGUUUAUGCUGAAGCGUUGAAUAGUGUUUCAACUGUUCGUGAUUUUACUCAAGUAUUUGAUGCUUAUGCUGAGUUUGAAGAAUCUAUGGCAAAAGCUAAAAUGGCAUCAUUAGAUCAAUCUGAUGUUACAGAAGAAGAUGAAUUAGAUGUUGAAUUAUACUUGGCACGUCUUGAAUCGUUAAUGGAUCAUCGUCCAUUAUUAUUGAAUAGUGUUUUAUUACGUCAAAAUCCUCAUAAUGUUGCUGAUUGGUUGAAACGUGUUGAUCUAUUAAAAAGUCAUGGUGCACGUGAACAGAUUUCAGCAUUUAUGGAGGGUAUUACUUCAGUUGAUCCAGCCAAGGCAACUGCUGGUCGUCCGUCAUCACUUUGGACUGGUUUAUCACGUUUGUAUGAAGAACAUGGUCAAUUGAAUGAUGCUCGCGUGGUGCUUGAAAAAGCGACUGGUGUUGCUUUUACACACGUUGAAGAUUUAGCUGCUAUCUGGUGUGAAUGGGCUGAAAUGGAAAUGCGUCAUGAUCAACCUGAAACAGCAUUACGUUUAUUAGGCAAAGCAAUUUCUGCACCAUCACGUAAAAUUGAUUAUUAUGAUCGUUCUGAACCAGUUCAAUCAAGAUUGCAUAAAUCUCUUCGUCUUUGGACAUUGUAUACAGACUUAGAAGAGAGUUUUGGUACAUUUGAAACAACAAAGGCUGCUUAUGAUAGAAUGAUUGAUCUGCGUAUAGCAACUCCUCAAAUUAUUAUGAAUUAUGCCUUAUUCUUAGAAGAAUUGAACUAUUUUGAAGAAGCAUUCAAAGCAUAUGAGAAAGGUGUUGCAUUAUUUCGAUGGCCAAAUGUUUAUGAUAUUUGGGCUACUUACUUGGCCAAAUUUAUUGAACGUUAUGGUGGCAAUAAAUUGGAACGUGCUAGAGACUUAUUUGAGCAAUGCCUAGAGAAAUGUCCUGCGAAAUAUGCCAAAGCUUUACAUUUGUUAUAUGCUCGUCUUGAAGAACAACAUGGACUAGCUCGUCGAGCUAUUCGGAUUUAUGAAAGAGCUACAGAGUCUGUUCUUCCUGAGGAAAAAUUUGAAAUGUUCAAUAUUUACAUUCAGCGUAUUGCAGAUCUUCAUGGUGUAACACAUACACGUUCAGCAUAUGAACAAGCUAUUGAAAGACUACCAGAAGAGCAUGCACGUCAAAUGUGUUUAAGAUUUGCUGAUUUAGAAAGAAAAUUAGGUGAAAUUGACAGAGCAAGAGCUGUUUAUGCCUAUUGUGCUCAAAUGUGUGAUCCUCGAACUGAAACACAAUUUUGGCAAGUAUGGAAAGAGUUUGAAGUGAUGCAUGGGAAUGAGGAUACAUUACGUGAAAUGUUACGUAUUCGGCGUAGUGUUCAAGCCACCUAUAAUACACGUGUCAGUUUUGUUGCUAGUCAACUGCAAAGUAACGAAGAAUCUGCUGCUACUAAUGUCAAUAGUGCCGAUGAAAUGCAAAAAUUGGACAAAUCAUGCGUUGACAAUGUUACCAGUAAGAAUACAGAUGAAUAUAAACCAAAAUUAGCUGGUCGACCAAUGGUCGUUUUUCAGUCAGCAGGUGUCAAGCAACUUGGUUUACAUAGUCAGAAACAAGAAGGCAAUCAGAAGGCUAGUACUAAUAUUGAAGAGAUUGACAUUGAUUUGGCAGAUGAAGACAAUGAUAAUGAUGAUGAUGACGACGACGAAAAUAGCACAGGUGUACCAAGUAAAAGACGAAGAAGAAAUGAUCCAGACGAUGUAAACAUUGAAAAUCAACCUGUCCCAUUGACAGUUUUCGGCAGCUUGAAAAAUGAAGAUGUUGAGGAUGAUUAA
Heterobilharzia americana is the source of this 2628-nucleotide messenger RNA. The record is from the annotation of a GenBank genome assembly. Lineage: Eukaryota; Metazoa; Platyhelminthes; Trematoda; Strigeidida; Schistosomatidae.